AUGGCCAAGAAGAUCCGCGCUAGGAGUACUGUCACCACCCUCGAGGAAGAUGCAAUUUGGUCUGUGGAUGCGUCUGUUGCUGUCCCUGACGAUGUAAGACUUGUGACAACUUCUGAAUCAUCUUCUCUUGCUCCAUUUGAUGACAUGAAAAUCGUGAGACCGUUCAUUGCCGAAUUCUUUGGGACGUUUUUGUUCGUCUUUUUCGGAACUGCUGCCGUAACAUCUGGUGUAAUUGUUGGAGCACUUCAAGGGCUUUGGCAAGUUGCAAGUGUGUGGGGCUUUGGUUUGGCUGUUGCAAUCUACUGUUCAUCUGCAUCGGGUGCUCAUUUGAAUCCAGCAAUCACUCUUGGAAUGGCUGUUUGGAAUGGGUUUUCGUGGACGGAUGUUCCUGGAUAUAUCAUUUCACAGUUUUCAGGAGCGUUUAUGGCUGGUAUGGUAAACCUGACGCUAUAUUCAUCUGUGAUUGCAGACUACGAGUCAGCUCACAGCAUUGUGCGCGGAAGUGCUCAAUCCAUUAGGUCUGCUAUGGUAUUUGGAGAGUACUAUCCCAAUCCAGCAGUCUUCACAGAUGGAAACCUUGUUGGUCUGCAAGUAGCGUUGACAGUCGAGAUCUUUGGAACUGCAAUAUUGAUAUUUGUCAUACUCUCAUUGACUGAUCCGAAAAACAAGUCUGUGAUGAACGGCUUUGAGCCAUUCAUGAUUGGGUUCACACUCGCCAUCUUAAUCGCCGUCCUUGCUCCUCUGAACCAGUGUGGGCUGAACCCAGCACGAGACUUUGCUCCACGAGUCGUUGCCUACUUUGCAGGAUGGGGAUCAGUAGCGAUGGACGGAUGGUGGGCUUAUGUAGUUGGACCUAUUGUUGGUGCUCAAAUUGGAGCUAUGUUGAAUGUCGCCCUCAUGCGAGAGCAUUAG
Synchytrium microbalum is the source of this 912-nucleotide messenger RNA. RefSeq lists its product as uncharacterized. The coding region runs from base 1 to 912 and encodes 303 amino acids. Gene Ontology annotation, molecular function: water channel activity; glycerol channel activity. NCBI's taxonomy places the organism in Eukaryota, Fungi, Chytridiomycota, Chytridiomycetes, Synchytriales, Synchytriaceae. Gene Ontology annotation, biological process: water transport; glycerol transmembrane transport. The transcript is spliced from 6 exons. The record is from RefSeq and is a predicted model, not a curated record. Gene Ontology annotation, cellular component: plasma membrane.